Messenger RNA from Amoebophrya sp. A25, 432 nucleotides. Lineage: Eukaryota; Dinophyceae; Syndiniales; Amoebophryaceae. The record is from the annotation of a GenBank genome assembly.
GCAUGGGAGGGCGCAUUUUAUUAACGCCCACAGUAUGCACAUGCAGUUACAUGACAUGUUGCACUGUUCAGAGAUGUUACGCGAUCACGAACGCUACUCACGGAAUGGUGUGGAGUAUAAACACGUGGUCAUCGCCAGAAUUGAUGUCACGCUCUUCGCUGCACAUCCUGAUUUAUUGGGUUAUCGGAGUACCCGGAUUACUUCUGGUAGUAGUAUGGGAAUGAACAAAAGGAAAUUGGAUUUGACGCAGGAUAAGGAAAAUCAUUUGGAGACGGAGGAACAAGACACUGUUCCUGCUGGAAAACAGCCAGGAUACUACAGGACAACAAGACAUCGAUAUUGACACAAGAACUACCACCACCAUAGAAAACCAAGAUCAAAACACUAUUCCACGUGCCCUCACGUUUGCCAAUCUGGGCUAUGACUAUGGCG